Molecule: messenger RNA, 411 nt
Organism: Saprolegnia diclina VS20
Lineage: Eukaryota; Oomycota; Saprolegniomycetes; Saprolegniales; Saprolegniaceae
Exons: 1
Coding region: 183-389 (68 amino acids)
Source: RefSeq, a predicted model, not a curated record
GCUUCCAGCGCCAGCUCAACUACUUUGGUUUCCGCAAGUGGACCAAGACGCAGUCGCACGUGUGCACGUUCAGCCACCCCGAGUUCAACCGCAGCUCGACGCUUGAAACGACGCCGAUCGCCCGCAAGCGCGAGGGGUCGCCGGCGUCAUCAUCGUCGCGGUCCUCGUCCUCGUCGCCGUCCAUGUCGCCAAUGACGAUGGUCGAGAGUCUGUCGGUGAUGGAGCUGCCGUCGCUCGACCUUCUCGAGGACCUCUUUGCGUCGGACGUGAUCAAGCACGAGGACGAGGACAUGGACGCGGCCGACUGGGCGGUGUGCGCCGACCUGCUGGACAGCUGCGAUAGUGACAUGGCGUGGCUGUCGACGCUCGACUGUAGCAUUAUGGUCUAACGCGAACCAGGCAAAUUGAUAU